ACUCUUUUGUACAUUUUUUCCGACACACAUUGAUACUUUCUGAUAGGUCGACACAGGACUUUAAGCGUCAGAAGAGAAAGACACUGAAUCGACCCAAAUUACGCGUAAACAAACCAAUGCAUGUGACGGAAGAGUGAACUAGAGGUGAAUUAAGGCGAGUCGAUGUAGUUCUUCGAGUCGUGUCGCUUAUUGUGCAUUGCCACUGACUUUGUUUUAAAUCGCAUUGACAUGAACAUGAAUAUCAUGCCGCGACUUGUCAUAGUUGACACCUAAUCUGUUGUUGACUCCGUCACUGUUUUCCACUUCGUGGUUUCUUGUCGCUCAUUGUCCUGGACAUUUAACCAAUAUGUCAGACGUAAAGAGCCUUGAACAUCCCACACUGAAGGUUCCAUAUGAACUUUUGAAUAAGAAGUUCCGCUCUGCCCAGAAAACUCUCGACAGAGAAGUGUCACAUGUCCAGGCGGUAUCUAAUGAACUUGAGAAAAGCCUGAAGACUGACGGAUCUUAUGUAGCAACUGGAGAAAUCAGCAAGUUGCUUGGUGGAGUGGUUGCUAGGCUUCAAGUCUUAAAGCGUAAAGCUCAAGAAUCCAUAGCAGAGGAGUUGCAAGCGGGUAUGGUAUGCAAGAGAAGGUUGGAUCACUUGAAGGAUCAUGCUAAUACUUCUCCAAGUGCUGUGAAUCAGUGGAGACGACAGAGAUUAGAUAGAAUGCUAGUAGAAUAUUUUCUUCGCAAGGGAUACUAUAAAACAGCGACUAAACUGGCAGAUAGCAGUGAGCUUAGAGAUUUAACAAAUAUUGACGUAUUUAUGGUAUCAAGAGAAGUGGAAAAAUCUUUGGCCAAUCACGAAACAGCAAGAUGUAUUGGUUGGUGUCACGAUAAUCGCUCAAAGUUAAGAAAAUUAGGCAGCACCAUGGAAUUUAAUUUACGCGUACAGGAAUUUAUUGAGUUAGUGCGAACCGACAGACGUCUCGACGCAGUGAAGCAUGCACGCAAGUACUUUGCCAACUACGACGAUUAUCAGUUGCAGGAGAUUCAGUGUUGCAUGGGCCAAUUGGCUUUCCCAGCCCAAGCAUAUUUGAGUCCCUAUAAAGAUCUACUAGAUGAGAAGAGAUGGGAUAAGCUGAUCGAAACAUUCCGGCAGGAAAAUUAUAGAUUAUUUCAGUUGGCGAGCCAGAGCGUAUUCACAGUAGCUCUGCAAGCUGGCCUGUCGGCUCUUAAAACUCCCCAGUGUUACAGUGCAAAUAAGGAAGGUCGAAAUCCUAGCUGCCCAGUUUGUAAUGAAGCGUUAAAUGAAUUAGCCGCACCGUUGCCUUUCGCUCAUUGCUCGCAAUCGCGACUCGUUUGCAGCAUAAGCGGGAAACCACUAAAUGAAUACAAUCAGCCUAUGAUGAUGCCGAAUGGAUAUGUAUAUGGUGAACAAGCAUUGGAAAAAAUGGCUCAAGAAAACAAUGGUACAGUUAUCUGCCCUAAGACCAAAGAAGUAUUUCCAUAUAAAAAGAUUGAAAAGGUUUACGUAAUGUAAACUUCCAAACUGACAGGAAACUGAAGUAUACAUACAUACUUGUACUAUAUGUUUAACUCUUAUAGACCUUUUCUUGCUUCAAUCAUUUUGUUAUUUAAUAAUAAUUGUAUAUUACUGAUAAUACUGGAACAAAAUAACAUUUAUUUUUAAGAAAAACUUCAUCUACUUAUUUGUAUUCAUUUUGUCUCUCUCUCUCUCUCUCUCUGUGCGUGUGUAAAAAAUAUAAAAUAAUAUUAUAUUAUUUGUUGUUAUAGGAUAAUAUUAGUUAAUAGUUAAUUAGAUAAUAAUAGAUAAUAUUAUUUGUUAAUGAGGAUAGUCCUUAUUCAUUUAUUUAACGUUUUUUCUACAAUAAAUCGAACAGUUUAAACUGUUUCUAUAAAUCUACUUAUUCAUAAAACGCAACUAUAAAUUUCUUAUCUUACGAGGUCUUUUCAUGUGCAGGGUUUAUCAGGAUUUAAAAGUUUUAUUAAUUGCGGAUUAAAAAAUUAGUUUUCCAAAUAUUCAAUUAAAAUGAUAUAAAAAUGAUACAUACACGUAAUUAGUUCAUAAUCUGUUCUUAUUUUAAAACUGUUUCAAGUAAUGUACUUUAAGAUGCUAAAUUCUGGUAAUUAGUUUGACAUCUUAAGAUUUAACACAAUUUUAAAUAUAAAAAUACAAAUAUUGGUCACAUAAUAAAAAUUAAAAAUUUCUAAUAUUAAAAAUUAGUGAACUAUAGAAAUAAUGUGAAUUGAUUCUUAAAAUCAAACUUUUAUUUUACAAAAAGUAAAAUAAAUUUUGAAAAAGAAUAGAAUUAAAUUUUUUUUACAAUAGUACUUAAAAAAUAAUUUUAAAUAGUUCAAUGUAUGCUUGUAAUUGAGAGAUUAGCAAGUUUUUGAUCACCCUGCAUAUCUAUAUAUAUAUUUAAUAUGUAUGUAUGAACUAACUCCACAUAGAAAUGAUAAAAUUCCUGAUAAAAGGUGUAGUCAACUUAAUGUUAUAAAUGUUUCGACACAUUUGAAUAAUCAGUGUAAAGAAUUUUACUAAUUAAUCAAUUAAAGAAUGUUUCAAAGUAUCUGUGGCGCCUUUGUCAAAAUAGUUAAUUGGCUGAUAUUCACAGUUGUUCUUUAUAUUUAAGAUUGUUUUAAGAUUGUGUCAGUCAGAAUAACAUUAGUAUCUUAAGAUAUUACUUUAAGAUAAACUUGAAACAAGAAUCGAUUAUGAAUAUCAGCCAAGUGAGGAAAGCCUAUUCUUUCUAUAUACUGUGGCUGUGUUCCAAAAUUCACUGCUAGUACUGAAAAUCUAUAACUGUAGAUACGUAUCAGAAAUAAAUUUUGAAGCGCAGCCUGUAAGUGGCUGCCAUUUUCCAUCCUUAUCCACAAGUCCCAUUAACUGCAGAAAAAAACUGUUUUGCAUCAUAAAAUUCUUUUAUAUAGUUGGUUUAUACAUUAAGAUCCGAUAGUAAACAAAAGCCAAUCGUAUUAAAGAAUAUAAUAUCAGUUAAAAGUUGAACGUAUCCGUUGUCUCUUCUUAUAAUUGUUAUUGAUUACUCACAAAUUCGCAAAUGAGAUCGAUAGCGAUAAAGAAAUCCAAACAAGUGGCGGAGAAAUCUAUUCGGACUACUGAUAGAUUCGCAAUAAUCCAACGUAGAGCAGUAUUCACUUCAUUUUUGGAUUAUUAUAAUUGUACUUCUAAUUAAAUUACCUUCUAUAAUAGAAUUAAAUUAUCUCCUAUAAUAGAAAUUGAUCUAUAAUAUUAUAGGCAAGUAUUUAGUUUUUGUUCUAAGCUCUAAACUGCGACGCUUAUUUCUGAUAAAAAGCGUUUCCGACGUGGUCCUAUCACGAUUGCAAAGUUUAGGGCUUAAAGCAAAAUAAUAUUACAGCUUAGAACUUAGA
This is a messenger RNA of Monomorium pharaonis (pharaoh ant), 3393 nucleotides long. It is a transcript of the gene Kaz, whose product is annotated as E3 ubiquitin-protein transferase MAEA-like. Bases 347 to 1522 code for a protein of 391 amino acids. Gene Ontology annotation, cellular component: nucleus; GID complex; cytoplasm. The record is from RefSeq and is a predicted model, not a curated record. Gene Ontology annotation, molecular function: ubiquitin protein ligase activity; protein binding. Gene Ontology annotation, biological process: proteasome-mediated ubiquitin-dependent protein catabolic process. The transcript has 5 exons. NCBI's taxonomy places the organism in Eukaryota, Metazoa, Arthropoda, Insecta, Hymenoptera, Formicidae.